AUGGACGGAAGAAGUCAAGAUCUCGUGGACUAUAACGAAAGUUUGCGCAAGAUAUCAAACAGCCUUGAGAAUGCCCUGAAGACCUUUGGACCCUCCUCGAGGCAGUACCAAACCAUACUUGAAAUGUUGAAAGAAUGUCUUCGGGACAUUGAGAACGAGAGCCAGAAGAGCAAAGCCCGGGUGGUUGACGGAGACAUGCUAAGCAUUGCCAUGGGAUUUCUGGAAAUUGGGAAAUAA
Messenger RNA from Penicillium roqueforti, 237 nucleotides. RefSeq lists its product as uncharacterized. Bases 1 to 237 code for a protein of 78 amino acids. The record is from RefSeq and is a predicted model, not a curated record. The transcript is spliced from 2 exons. Lineage: Eukaryota; Fungi; Ascomycota; Eurotiomycetes; Eurotiales; Aspergillaceae.